UUGUUUCUUUCAAGAACGCUUACCAAACAAUGGCAACUAAGGUGUGGAUGCCACUACUCUGCAAGCAGCAUCCCCACAAUCCUCCUCUCUCUCUCUCUUUCAUUUUAAGCCCUUUUCAACAUAUGACCAUGGCCAGCAGCAACACCCAAGAUGGGCACCUCGACGCCAUUUUCAAUCAGAAACGCGCGCUUCGAACUCAGGUCCGAAAGACCCUCAAGGCCAUCCAUCCCUCCCAUAGAUCUCAACAAGACGAUGCUAUUCAAAAUAUAAUCUCGGAAGCCCCCUGGUUCAAAUCUAGUCUCAGAUUAUGCGCAUACAUAAGCUGCAGUGCUUUACGGGAGGUCGAUACAUCCAAACUUUUGUCGCAAAUUUUGCAAGACCCAGUCAGUGAUGGGAAAAAACUAUAUGUGCCGCGGGUGGAGGAUAAGAAUAGCCACAUGCGUAUGCUCAGGAUUUCGCGUAUCGAUGAUCUUAUUGCAAAUUCAAUGGAUAUCUUAGAACCAGCUCCGAUUGAUGCUUAUGGAAAUGCACGUGAAGACGUUAUGCAGGCAAAUGAACCUGUUGAUUUGUUUCUUCUACCUGGAUUGGCAUUUGACAAAUCUGGAAGACGUUUAGGCCGUGGUGGAGGUUACUAUGAUACAUUUUUGAAGAAUUACAAAGACCUUGCAAAUACACGGAAUUGGAUUCAACCAUUACUUGUUGCUCUGUCAUAUUCGGAACAAAUACUAGAUGAAGGAGUAAUACCGAUGACUUCAUCCGAUGUUCCAAUUGACGCUCUUGUUUCGCCGGCUGGUGUGAUUCCAAUCACUACGGCGGCCAUCAACAGAAUGGGUCCCUGAUACUGGACUGAAUCCGAACCUUUCAAUAUUGUAUCUUCAAUAGAAGCAUGGUUCCUUUGGAGAGUGGCGCUAAAGGGGACUUGGAUUCGGGGUUUUUCUGCAACAACGGUUAACUUUCCAUCAAGUGAUACAGGAAUGCCCUGAAUGAUUGCAUCAAUCUUGACUGAGUUGGGGUAUCGAUACGAUGAUAACAAUUUGUCAUUCAUCUGAAUUCCGUGUGUUUUAUGCUGCAGUGUUUGAACUGUUUGGUGUCAUGUACUUAACUGUUUUGAGAAAGCUCACCAUACAUUUAGUAAUGACUAUGUCAACUUUUUAUACUGAGAUCUUGAGUAAUUUUACUCUAGACAUUAAUGUGCUUUUCUGUUUGAUUUUAUCCUUACAACUACCA
Messenger RNA from Arachis stenosperma, 1227 nucleotides. Its product is annotated as 5-formyltetrahydrofolate cyclo-ligase, mitochondrial. Gene Ontology annotation, biological process: folic acid-containing compound biosynthetic process; tetrahydrofolate interconversion. The record is from RefSeq and is a predicted model, not a curated record. Gene Ontology annotation, cellular component: mitochondrion. Lineage: Eukaryota; Viridiplantae; Streptophyta; Magnoliopsida; Fabales; Fabaceae. Gene Ontology annotation, molecular function: 5-formyltetrahydrofolate cyclo-ligase activity. The transcript is spliced from 8 exons. The coding region runs from base 30 to 839 and encodes 269 amino acids.